UAGAGCAGCGAUGGACGAGGAGCUGAAGUGCCCGGUGUGCGGCUCGCUCUUCGACGACCCCGUGCUUUUACCGUGCUCCCACAGCGUGUGCUCGGGGUGCGCGAGGAACAUCCUCGUCCAGACCCCAGAGGGCGGCGAGAUGCCGGCGCACGGUCGCGCCCCGGGGACCCCGGACUACGACUACCUGGACACGGACAAGAUGAGCACCCACAGCGAAACGGACAGCGGCUACGGUUCGUACACGCCGUGCGCGAAGUCGCCGAACGGCGUCCGCGUGUUCCCGCCGGUGCACCGGCACUGCUCCAUCACGUGCCCGCUCUGCCACCGCAGCGUCUCCCUGGACGAGCGGGGGCUCCGCGGCUUCCCGCGGAACCGGCUGCUCGAGGCGAUCGUUACCCGGUACCGGCGGAGCCGCGCGACCUCCGUCAAGUGCCAGCUGUGCGACCGCAACCCGGUCGACGCCGCCGUGAUGUGCGAGCAGUGCGACGUGUGCUACUGCACCCCGUGCCAGCAGCGGUGCCACCCGUCGCGCGGGCCGCUGGCGAAACACCGGCUGGUGCCGCCAAAUCCCGCGCAGUGCGCCGUCCCGGGGCUCGCGUCGGCGGCCGCCGCGCGCAAGCUCGCGACGUGCGCGGAGCACGAAGCGGAGGACCACAGCAUGUACUGCGUCACGUGCAAAACCCCCGUGUGCUACCUGUGUCUCGAGGAAAGCAAACACGGGAAACACGACCUGAAGCCUCUCGCGGCCAUGUGGAAACAGCACAAGUGCCAACUCUCCCAGGCUUUGAACGGAGUGUCUGACAAAGCAAAGGACGCCAAGGAGUUUCUGGUCCAGCUGAAGAACCUGCUCCAACAGAUCCAGGAAAAUGGGGUAGAAUUCGAGGCGUGUCUGGUGGCUCAGUGUGACGCGUUGAUCGAAGCUCUCACGCGGCAGAAAGCCAAGCUUCUCACCAAGGUCACCAAGGAGAAAGAGAGCAAACUGAAGACGGUGAGAGACCAGAUCACACACUGCACUAUGAGGCUGCGCCAGACCACGGGGAUGAUGGAGUACUGCCUGGAGGUCAUCAAAGAGAACGACCCCAGUGGCUUCUUACUGAUAUCUGAUGCGCUGAUAAAGCGCGUGCAGGUUGCUCAGGAGCAGUGGGUGAAGGGAGCCCUGGAGCCCAAGGUUUGCCCCGAGUUUGCCCUGAAUGUCAGCACAGACCCGCUACUGCAGGCCAUCCUGAAGCUGGACUUCAUCCAGGCUAAAGCGGACAACCCCAACGCCCCCCCUGCGCCUCUGCUGCAGCUGGAGAAGUGCUGCAUGCAGAACAACAGCGCCACGCUGGCCUGGAGGAUAACUGUGGCCCCGGCGCUACCGGUGGAGGGCUACAUCCUGGAGCUGGACGACGGCAACGGCGGGCAUUAUCGGGAGGUGUACAUCGGGAAGGAGACGGUGUGCACCGUGGAUGGCCUCCACUUCAACAGCUCCUACAACGCUCGAGUCAAAGCCUACAACUCGAUUGGCGUCGGGCCCUACAGCAAGACUGUGGUCUUAAAGACGUCAGACGUGGCCUGGUUCACCUUUGACCCUACCUCAGCUCACCGGGACAUCGUCCUGUCCAACGACAACCAGACGGCCAGCUGCAGUAGCUAUGACGACCGCGUGGUGCUCGCCACUGCCACCUUCUCCAAGGGCACGCACUACUGGGAACUCAGCGUCGAUCGCUACGACAACCACCCAGACCCGGCGUUCGGUGUGGCGCGCGUGGGCGCGGCCAGAGACGCCAUGCUGGGCAAGGAUGAUAGGGCAUGGGCCAUGUACGUGGACAACAACCGCUCCUGGUUCAUGCACAACAACUCGCACACCAACAGGGCCGAGGGAGGGAUAGCCAAGGGCUCCACCGUGGGGGUCCUACUGGACUUGACGAAGCACACCCUCACGUUCUUCGUCAACAAGGAGCAGCACGGACCCGUGGCCUUCCAGAACCUGGAGGGCGCGUUCGUGCCGGCCAUCAGCCUCAACCGCAACGUGCAGGUGACCCUAAUCACAGGUCUAGAAGUGCCGAAGAACAUCAAACAAUGACCUCUGACCUGCGGGAACCGUCAUUGCAUUCCUGGAUUAGACGGGCUGGCGUGAGCUGUCCUUCCCUUUCUCAAGCAACACUCUGCCUUCCACUGGGAGAUCCACGAGGACAAUUGCUUUAUUACUAUUAUUUAUUUAUUAUUAUCCACCCCC
Electrophorus electricus (electric eel) is the source of this 2218-nucleotide messenger RNA. It is a transcript of the gene trim67, whose product is annotated as tripartite motif containing 67. NCBI's taxonomy places the organism in Eukaryota, Metazoa, Chordata, Actinopteri, Gymnotiformes, Gymnotidae. The record is from RefSeq and is a predicted model, not a curated record. Gene Ontology annotation, molecular function: protein binding; zinc ion binding. Gene Ontology annotation, cellular component: cytoplasm.